UCCGAUGCGGCGCGGGCAUGUCGUUGCCCUCUGCCCUGUCUCUUCAAGACCAAGGGCCCCAGCAACACCAGCGCGUGCCACAGACGCAGCAGGCCCAGCGCCAGGAACCGGUAACGAAAUCACAGCGGCCCCGGCCACGACGCAGCCGUGCAUGCAACCCUGCCACCACUGGUCACGGUGGGCGCAGUGCCGCUGGCGAAGAGCCAUCGUCGCCGACGUUCCUCCGUGACCCUUAUUUGGGCCGGAAACGUGGAACGAGGGCAAAGCGACCCAUCUCCCUCUCGCGCACCGCCAACAAACGCAGCAAGGCGCCAACGACUACCAACUUGGCUGCCCUCGCGUCAUCGGGCCCCGUGUCCUCCACGCCUGCGACCACGCUGCCACAUCCUCGCCCAAGCUCCACCACCCCACCCGUCACUCACACUGCAAGGCCCUCCAGACGCAGUCAACAGCAACCACACGACCAGCAUGCUGGCGAACCAUCGUCUCCUGCCACACCUGCAGACAGAACAGCAGUGGCACCACACCGCCGACACCGAACGGCAAGCGCGCCGCAACUUCUCGCCAGCCCUCCCAGAGUACAGCAGCAAGAGGUGCUGGUAUCACUUCGACGGUCGCCCAACUCAACCGCACAUACACAUGAAGCGGACGCCGCCACCGCUGCCGCUACCACCACCACCACACAGAGCUCCCUUGCUUCGCCGCCACAUUCACCUUGCGUGACAGCGCAAGCGACGCCACCGCCGCCGCCCACAACCAUGACGCCAGAGGAGCACCUCAGCCCUGCUGUCGUCGCAAGCAGUGGAAGCGGUGGCGGCAACUCUAGCGGCAGCAGUAACCCGUCAUACCGCGCGUGCGCCACCAACAACAUCCACGCUCCAGAAGACGAGAACAGCAGAGUUGCACCAAAAGCCACGCCUGCCAACCAAGGUGCUGAGCGCUCAGCGACGUACAGCUGCCUCUCAUCCCUCUUGCCGUUUGCACAGAGCCAGCUGUGUAUUCCAACACGACACACUGUAGGGCAUGAUGAUGAUGGUGGUGGUGAUGAGCAUGACUUGUGUAGUGGAGACAGCCAACGAAUGGUCGCGUUGGGUGGUCGCGAUCGAGGAGAGGAUGAUGAAGAAGCGAGAACAGCUGUGAGGAUGAAGGACAGGCAACAGCACAUGCAACAGCCCGCAGACUCGGCACUUGAGACCCGCUCAUCAACACGAGCAUCAGCGCCAGCGACUGCCACUGAUCAGCGGGCGAACAAUCACACAUAUGCAAACAAGCAGCCGCAGCCGCAGCAGCAGCAGCCGCAGCGAGGGCGACGACGGCAGGGGUUUCUGGUGUCUGCGGUGAAGAACAAGGUAUUGCACGAAACACCCGUGUCGGAGACAGCCCGGGCACCCACGCACUUUACACCUUCACACCCACAACGGCGUCAGCAGCAACAACAGCACACAUUGACGGCGCUGGGAGUUGGUGAGGAUCAGCAUCAGGACUGCAUGACAUGUGAUGAUGGAAUGAACAGGCUCAUACGCGACGACAGGAGCAAGACAUCCAAGGACAAAGUUCACGCGUCUGCUGAUGAUGCUGUGACCGAUAUUGAUGCUGAUGAUCAUGAUGAUGGUAGUGAUGGUGGUGGUGAUCAUGUGGACCGUCAUGGUAAUGAUACACCGCACACACCAGCAGCAUCACCAGCAGCAUCACCAUCACCAUCACCAUCACCAUCACCAUCACCAUCACUGCCUUCAACGCAGGCGUCCCCGGCGGAACACGAUCGACUGUCCAUGUCGUUACGAUCGCGCUUGCGUGCACGGAUUGAACAGCAGCAGCAUGAUGGCGCUGAUACGGCAGGAAGACGCGAUGGCACGAGGCUUGCGUUGUCUGAUCGUGGACGUGAUGGUGGUGGUGGUGGUGGUGGUGGUGGCGACAGCGAUGAUGACAGUGGCAGUGAUGCUGAUGCUGAUGUGAAAGCCGUGGAACGACAACGACAACAACAGCAACAACAACAACAACAACAACAACAACAACAACAACAACAACAACAACAACAACAACAACAACAACAACAACAACAACAACAACAACAACAACAACAACAACAACAACAACAAGACAAUAAUGAGGAUGACACGUGGGCGCAUCUCUUCGCCCCACCAUCGUGCCCCAUUUGCAAUCAAACGUUUGACGAAACCGUGAGCCACCACCAGCGCAACCAACACGUCAACAGCUGCUUGGAUGGCUUUGAUCGGCACUCUGCCACACACCCUCGUGCUAGCACUUUCCCAGACGACCCAAACACAGCCCCUGUCGCAACAUCCGCAUCCACAUCAACACCAUCAGCGAUGGGUGCUGCUGCUGCUGCUGCUGCUGCUUCGACCAUGACACGACCAAAGCGAGGAUUUAGCAUACACGUGUCAGCAGCUUCAACACUCCAGUCGUCGGCAACAGUACACAGGACAAUGACGACUACCUCAAAGACGUCGAUGCUGGUGGGGAUGGUGGAGAGGGCGAGCGGAGCCGCGUCGAGCGCGGAGUUGACCAUGUGCCAUGUGUGUCAGAAGGACCUUAAACACAUGUCCGGAUCUUUUCGCCAGCGCCACAUUAACCGGUGUCUCGACAGCUUGGAGCGCACGUUGACCGCAACGUCAGCAUCCCGUGGACGCACCAGCACCUCGUCGUCAUCAUCGUCCUCGUUGACAAGCGGUGUCCCCGUUGUCUGCCCGCUCUGCUCCAAGCCACUGGCAAACUUCAAACGCCAAACAAGGAUCUGCCAUCUCAAGAACACCGCGAACACGAACGCGGGCGACACACACACGGACACAAGUGACAGCCACCAGUACCCGCACGUCAACGAAGCGAGCGGCUUUGACACUUGA
Messenger RNA from Salpingoeca rosetta, 2864 nucleotides. RefSeq lists its product as uncharacterized. Gene Ontology annotation, biological process: meiotic DNA double-strand break processing; resolution of meiotic recombination intermediates; interstrand cross-link repair. Gene Ontology annotation, molecular function: enzyme binding. NCBI's taxonomy places the organism in Eukaryota, Choanoflagellata, Craspedida, Salpingoecidae. The transcript is spliced from 4 exons. The coding region runs from base 18 to 2864 and encodes 948 amino acids. The record is from RefSeq and is a predicted model, not a curated record. Gene Ontology annotation, cellular component: Slx1-Slx4 complex.